Lepus europaeus (European hare) is the source of this 3712-nucleotide messenger RNA. It is a transcript of the gene ECM2, whose product is annotated as extracellular matrix protein 2. The transcript is spliced from 12 exons. Bases 523 to 2601 code for a protein of 692 amino acids. Gene Ontology annotation, molecular function: heparin binding; collagen V binding; protein binding. The record is from RefSeq and is a predicted model, not a curated record. Lineage: Eukaryota; Metazoa; Chordata; Mammalia; Lagomorpha; Leporidae. Gene Ontology annotation, cellular component: extracellular matrix. Gene Ontology annotation, biological process: positive regulation of cell-substrate adhesion; extracellular matrix organization.
GGCGAGUGACCGGGUCGAGGCCUGAGCUCCGGUCCUGACUCUUCUGACAGUGAUCCAUCACAGAGUCUCUCUCCAGGCCCUGGGCAGUUUGGGUCUCACGAGUCCUGUGGCUCUAUGGGAGUGUGGGGCCAUGGUGGUGCCAAGAAGCGGUUUCUGCUGCUGUGCCUUCCCUUGCCUGCCGGCAGGGGCAGAGGCUCCAGCUUGGCUGUUGUGGGAAAGGAAAUCAGACCUCUCGCUGGAUUACCUGCUUAGCAGUUAGGAAUGAAGCAGAUCCUGAGGGAGGGUGAGAAAAGGCAAUGGCGACCAGGGAAUGUCAACACUGACAUUGAUGAGGUAACCAAUAAGCAGAAGACAAGAAAAAGGAGCCAUUAGGACUAAAGAGGACACAGCUUUCCCAGAAUCCCAGCAGAAGAAUUGGGAAUAAGUGGAAGUGAACAUAUGAAGCCUGUUGGAUGGUGUAUGGCCAUUUUGGACUGAGUUGCCUCUCUUUUUGUCUGAAAUUGGCUGGUGGAAAAAUCAAACAUGAAGUCUGCAGUUUUGUUUUGCUUUGUUCUACUGAUCAUUUUUCAAACUGACUUUGGACAAAAUGAAGAGACUCCGAGGAGGCAAGGGAGGAAGAUGCGUUACAGGAGACUGAGGAAAAGCUCCUCCCCCAGCCACAGAUCAGACAGAAAGCAUGGAGGUCAGCAGAUGACAGCUACAUCAGCACCAAGGUUUCCCAUUGUUAACUUUGAUGACAGCACGGAGGACAAGUUUGAGUCCUUUUCAAGUUUUCUUGGAGUAGAAUCAAGUUAUAAUGUGUUACCAGGAAGGAAGGGGCGCUGCCUGGUGAAGGGCAUGGCCAUGCACAACAGAGCCGUGUGGUCUCCGGAUCCCUGCACCACCUGCCUCUGCUCAGACGGAACAGUGUUAUGUGAUGAGACCAUGUGCCGCCCCCAGAGCUGCCCCCACCCCAUCACACACGAGGGGGAGUGCUGCCCUGUCUGCCCCAAUGCCGUCUCCUCUCCCCUACUCAGUGACAUAGAAUUACAAGACAGAACUGCCUUUUCUGGUGAUUCUUCAGAUCAAAGAGAACCUGUCCAUUUACUUCACAAGCAACUGCCACCUGCUCAGGUGCAGACAGACCAAGGGUUAAGAAGAGAAGACCUUGAGUCUGAAGAGGAUGAAGAAGAAAUUAAAGAGGAUGAUGUGGAGCAUGAGAGAGAGACCCCUGGCCCUAGAGAUGGGGGGAAACUUCACGAGGGGCAGAGUGGAGGACAGAGGAAGCAGAGGCCUGUGGAGGAGGGGAGGCCACCAUACCAACAACAAGGUCAUGGGGAGGAGGCAGAGGAGGAAGACGAGGAAGAAGAACAAGGCGAGGAAGAGGAGAAUGAUGCUGUGAGAGGAGACAUGUUCCGAACACCCUCCAGGUCCCCACUCCCCGCGCCCCCAAGAGGUGCCCUGCGCCUGCCUGCUGGGUGCUCUUUGUCCUAUAGGACCAUCAGCUGCAUCCACGUGGACCUCAGCCAGAUCCCACCGCUGGCAGCGCCGCAGAUAACCAGUCUGGAGCUUGUCGGCAACUCCAUCACCUCCAUCCCGGAUGAAGCAUUUAAUGGAUUACCCAACUUGGAAAGGCUUGAUCUCAGCAAAAAUAAUAUCACUUCCUCAGGUGUGGGUCCAAAAGCAUUCAAGUUCCUGAAGAAGUUAAUGCGUCUGAACAUGGAUGGAAAUAAUUUGAUAGAGAUUCCUUCAGAAUUACCAUCUACAUUAGAAGAACUUAAAAUCAAUGAGAACAAUCUCCAGGGUAUUGAUGAAGAGAGUUUAUCAGGCUUAAAUCAACUGGUCACCUUAGAAUUGGAAGGAAACAAUCUUAGUGAAAUAAACGUCAAUCCUUUGGCUUUUAAACCUUUGAAGAGCCUAUCCUACCUGCGUCUGGGAAAAAAUAAAUUUAGAAUUAUACCCCAGGGUCUUCCAGCUUCUAUUGAGGAAUUAUAUCUUGAAAAUAACCAAAUUGAAGAAAUAAGUGAAACUUGUUUCAAUCAUACCAGAAAGAUCAGUGUUAUUGUCCUACGUUAUAAUAAAAUAGAAGAAAACAGAAUUGCUCCUUUAGCUUGGAUAAGUCAAGAGAACCUGGAAUCCAUUGACCUGUCUUACAACAAACUCUACCAUGUGCCCGGACACCUGCCCAAGUCUCUACUUCACCUGGUACUCAUGGGGAAUCAGAUUGAACGCAUCCCAGGCUAUGUGUUUGGUCACAUGGAGCCGGGCCUGGAAUACUUGUAUUUGUCAUUUAACAAACUUACUGAUGAUGGCAUUGACAGAGUCUCAUUCUAUGGGGCAUACAAUUCCCUAAGAGAGUUAUUUCUGGAUCACAAUGAUUUAAAAUCCAUACCACCGGGGAUACAAGAGAUGAAAGCACUGCAUUUUCUGAGGCUCAACAACAACAAGAUAAGGAAUAUUCUUCCAGAACAAGUUUGCAUUGCUGAGGAAGACGGUGACUCAAUGCUGGAACAUCUUCACCUUGAAAACAAUUAUAUCAAAACUAGAGAAAUACCAUCCUAUGCAUUUUCAUGCAUAAGAUCAUAUUCAAGUAUUGUUCUUAAACCACAAAAAGUCAAAUAAUUUCAAGUUUUCCCAUCACCAUUUAUAAAUUUUACUCAUAUAUCUGCAGUAGUAUCAUUUGUCAUUAAUGAGAGACAUAGCCUUCGUGUUAUAUUAAGUAUCACAUUGCUGGUCAAAUUAAUUUGCCAACCCUCUGACAAACAACCAAAAAUUUACAUCUAGGCAUUUUAGUGGAGGUAAAAAUGCUCAGUUUCCCCACUCAACCAUCUGAUAUUAGCCAGGAGAAUCUGGAAUGAAUAAGUACAUCCUCUGUAAUUGCCAAAACAUCCUGUGUAAAGUUAAAUAUUACUGCAAUGUUAAUUUCCUAGCUUUAUCAUUGCACUGUGGUUAUGAACACUAUUAAUAUUAAAGUAAGCUGGUAGAAAGUUAUAUAUAUAUUCUAUAUUACUUUUUAAGUUUUGUAAUUGUCAAUGUAUUUUAAAUAAACAGUAUUUUAAGAUCUCUCAUUUUUUAUUCAAGAUAAAUAUAUUAUGGAAAGCAGUAGUUAAAAAUACAAAUUAAACUAUUCAGGUUGUGAUCCUGUUAAUGUAAACCUAGUGCAUGAAUUUUUGGAAAUUCUUGAUACAGUGGUCAUAAUUAGCAUUUAUUUCUUCUGCCCUAAUUUGCAGUAAUACAUCUUUUUAUUCAUUUUAAUCAACACAAAGGCAUUAGUAUUUUCUAUGUACUGGCACUACCAAAUGACACAUUAAAAUCUUCAUUGCAUAAUGAUCAUAUCUUUGUAUUGCUAACUCAAUUGAUAACAAAAAACUAUGCUGGUUUCUUAUGAAGUUCCUAUAUUCGUCUGUGGGCAGAGUUCUCCAAUUUUCAGGGUCUAGUUACUUAAUCUUUUGAUAGUUCCUGUACCACUCUAAGAAAUCUCUUGUCCCAUUUUAUAGGACAGUUACAGGAUUCAGAGAAGAACAUAAAUCAUUUUGGAAAAUAUGAGUGUACUCAUUAUCACUAAUAUUCAUGCAAAGCUGAGAGAAAUCAGCAUAUCCAACCACCACUGAUUACAUGGGUAAAUUAAAGAUGUGAAAAUGUGACUUACCCCAUUUGAGCCAAUGUUAUUUCUGAGCCCCUUUCUUAACACUUAGGAUUCUGAGACUACAAAAUGAACAAGAAUAAUAUGGGA